Ipomoea triloba (trilobed morning glory) is the source of this 762-nucleotide messenger RNA. Its product is annotated as protein phosphatase 1G-like. The record is from RefSeq and is a predicted model, not a curated record. The transcript is spliced from 6 exons. The coding region runs from base 23 to 490 and encodes 155 amino acids. NCBI's taxonomy places the organism in Eukaryota, Viridiplantae, Streptophyta, Magnoliopsida, Solanales, Convolvulaceae.
AAAGAAGUUAUUGUUUGAGGGAAUGGCAGAUUAUCCACUUCGUGUUCGUAAAGUUGGAAUUAAGGUUGAAUUGCCAAAUAAUGAAAGCUUUGAAGAAGAAAGUGUGGACAACUCUGAAGUAGAAAGUGUGGAAAGCUCUGAAGAAGAAUGUGUGGAAGGCUCUAAAGAAGAAUGUCUGGGAAGCUCUAAGGUUGAAUUGCCAAAUAAUGAAAGCUUUGAAGAAGAAAGUGUGGAAAGCUCGAAAGAAGAAUGUGUCAGAAGCCUUAUGGUUGAAUUGCCAAAUUAUGAAUGCUUUGAAAAAGAAAGUGAUGAAAGCUUUGAAGAAGAAGAUGACAGCUCCGAAGAAGAAUGUGCUGGAAGAUCUAAGGUCGAAUUGUCAAAUUAUGAAUGCUUUGAAAAAGAAAGUGAUGAAAGCUCUGAAGAAGAAAGUGAUGACAGUUCCGAAGAAGAAUGUGUUGGAAGAUCCAAGUUUGUUCAGGUUCUCUCCUGAUGGCCGACGGUUCUGUUAAUUCUUCCGAACGGACUGUCUCGGAUGUCGCUGUCACAUCUGCGGUCUCUCUGGCGGUGGCCUCUAUGUCCAUAGCUCAUCACUAUGUGAGUAUCAAGUUAACCAAUAAUAAUUUUCUGUUUUGGAGAACGCAAGUCGUGCCGUUUCUUCGCGGUCACGAAUUAUUAGGGUUUGUUGCCGUGCCCUCCUGCCACAUUACCUGCCGCUGGUGAAGUGCCUCCCGCGUCGAACCCUGCUGCCAGCGAGUUGAUAAG